This is a messenger RNA of Triticum aestivum (bread wheat), 544 nucleotides long. RefSeq lists its product as uncharacterized. The coding region runs from base 66 to 323 and encodes 85 amino acids. The transcript has a single exon. NCBI's taxonomy places the organism in Eukaryota, Viridiplantae, Streptophyta, Magnoliopsida, Poales, Poaceae. The record is from RefSeq and is a predicted model, not a curated record.
CCGUUUCCAUCCACGUCCAAGCCACAACCAAGCCAAAGCAAGCAAGAAGAGGAAGCGGUCGGUGGAUGAGCGUGAGGUACAUGAUGAGCCGGGUGGGCGCGCGGGCGGCGCAGGCCGCGCGGGACGCCGUCGGCAGGUCCGCCGGCAAGGCCGACAGGGCGCAGCAGCAGUCCAUGGCCAGGGCCGGCAGGGCGCCGGCGGAGUCGGCGCGGGCGAAGGCGCCGCUGGCCAGGAAGGCGGCCAAGGAGCGGCGGAGGCGGGCGGCCCAGGAGGAGUCGCUCCGCACCGUCAUGUUCCUCUCCAUGUGGGGCCCCAACGCCUAGCACCGCGUGGAUUAGUACCGCUGAUUAUAAUUAGCAGUGUGCGUGCGUGCACAUGGUUUACGUGCCGUGUGGUUAAAGCAACCCUUUUAAGUCUGUGUGUACAAGGCGAAUGUAAAGUGUACUGCAAAAAGAAAAAAAAAUAUUGGUCUCGAAAAAGAAAUAUUGUAAAAUGGCAUAGGGUUACACUGAAAACGGUUGAUCUACCGAUUUGUUUACCUGCA